AUGCCAUACAGUCAUAAUCCAGUGAUCGGAACAAAUCAUAUUUUUAAGAAAUGUGUCUAUUUUUUCAGAGCGACAUCUAAAGUUACUUGUGGCGGAGAAUUGAAGUAUCUUUUCUCGUGUGUCGACGAAGAUGAUUGGCCAUGCCUGGUCAAAAAUAAAGAGGGAGAAUUUGACGACUUGCCUGACAGCGAAAGUCCUGAACUCAGGAUUAAAGCUAACAGAUUUGAAUCCAACAAAACGUAAGAAUAUAUUUUAUACACGGUUUGAAAUGGUCGCUAAAUUUAACAUCAGGUCAUAUAUCAAUGUGUAUUAAUAAUUGUGAAACUCAAUAAGGCGAAGGAGUUUGUAUAUCUGAUACAAAAUCAAGUUGAUUUACAUGAACUUUAAGUUCAAUUUUCUUAUCAAAUAUCAUUAAUUUAUUUCAAGUUGUUGAAGAAUACGAAUGUUCUCAUUAAGACGUUUAAACCACAAGCCAUUUGCGACAUUCGCGUCUGUGUUAUAUCGGAUAUAUAAACCGAUGUACAUACAUAAUAUAUCUUUGUAUUUUGAUAAUAUAAAAACAGGUGUUUAAUAUGUUGGCAAAUUAUGUGCAAAAACAGAAUGUAAUACUUGAUCACUGAAAUAUUUUAAGACUUUAAAAGAAUGACUUUAUUAUUUUAAUUUUUUUUCUCAGUCACCGCGAGGUUUCUAUUUGGCAAAUAUUUGGUCGCCACCCCUGUCGUUCAAAGCUGGGUUAGCUUAACCCCAGGUUCACCUAAAAAUCAAAGCAAACAUCCCACCAGCGUGUUUAUAAAUUUGAAAAUAUUUCUUUGGAAACCUUGUCUGAAUCAGAUCAGAGCUUUCAUCUCUGAAGUUUUGAAAUAAACAGACGUGCAGAAAUACAUAAACUAAAACAGCAGGUUCAAUUGUAACCCAGGGUUGGCGCUAUCCAGCUUUGAACCGGCACCAGUGAUGAAAACUCGUAUUUCUAUUUUUAGCUACACGUUUACGCUUGGAGUGUUCAAAGGCACACAGAACGUUACAGCGUCAGUCAGAGUGAAGAUUUCCCCAGGGACUCCUCCCACAGUGCAAAUUAAGAAACCCAAGGAUGGUGUUAAGCCUGUGGUCCGUGUUCGUAUUAAGUCAUCCACGAGUGGUACCACAUCGUUCAACUGUGAAGGCGUGGUCGAGGAGGGUUAGUAUUUGAGCUCUAUAUAUGUCUGGAGCAGUCAUUCGGCAUACGAGAAAAGUUUAUUGUAGAAUACUACCUACACUGGACCACAACGUUUGAGAUAUCUUUUUCAGGUAGUUCAGACACAAACCACUACAGGUCAUCCACGAGUGGUACCACAUCGUUCAACUGUGAAGGCGUGGUCGAGGAGGGUUAGUAUUUGAGCUCUAUAUAUGUCUGGAGCAGUCAUUCGGCAUACGAGAAAGGUCUUUAUUGUAGAAUACUACCUACACUGGACCACAACGUUUGAGAUAUCUUUUUCAGGUAGUUCAGACACAAACCGCGAAGGGUUAUUGUAGAAUACUACCUACACUGGACCACAACGUUUGAGAUAUCUUUUUCAGGUAGUUCAGACACAAACCACUACAGCUUAUUGUAGAAUACUACCUACACUGGACCACCACGUUUGAGAUAUCUUUUUCAGGUAGUUCAGACACAAACCGCGACAGCUUAUUGUAGAAUACUAAGGACUGGACGAUCACGUUUGAUAAUCAGUAUAUUAUUUUCCACAGGAUAUGGUUACGUUGAUUUUGAUGACAAGGACAAAGUAACGGGUGAAUUUAGUGGUGAAGGAAUGAAAUUCAACCAAAGAAGACUAAGAUUCACAUUCAAAGGUUUACGAUCUGGUGUGGAAUAUAAAGUGAGAUGUUAUGCCUAUCAUGAUGACACUCCUGACGAAAUUGGAGAGAGUACGACGACAUUCACUGUUGAGUCACCUCCGGAAGGAGGUAAGUUUGUUUGUUUGUGUUUGUGUUUGUUUGUGUGUGUGUGUGUGUGUGUGUGUGUGUGUGUGUGUGUGUGUGUGUUGUUUUGUUUGUUUGUUUGUUUUUGUGUUUGUUUGUUGCCGUGAAUACGAUCUACGGAUCUUUAUAAUUAGUCUACUUACUGUAUAUGUAUUCAUGGCAUAGUAUAUAUAUGCACAUGAACUUGUGGUUAGAGCUCAAUAACUGUCUCUCUGUAGCUCAGUUGGUUAGAGCUCGACAACUGUCUCUUUGUAGCUCAGUUUGUUGCCGUGAAUACGAUCUACGGAUCUUUAUAAUUAGUCUACUUACUGUAUAUGUAUUCAUGGCAUAGUAUAUAUAUGCACAUGAACUUGUGGUUAGAGCUCAAUAACUGUCUCUCUGUAGCUCAGAUGGUUAGAGCUCAAAACUGUCUCUCUGUAGCUCAGUAUGCACAUGAACUUGUGGUUAGAGCUCAAUAACUGUCUCUCUGUAGCUCAGUUGGUUAGAGCUCGACAACUGUCUCUUUGUAGCUCAGUUGGUUAGAGCUCGACAACUGUCUCUCUAUAGCUCAGUUGGUUAUAGCUCGACAACUGUCUCUCUGUAGCUCAGUUGGUUAGAGCUUGACAACUGUCUCUCUGUAGCUCAGUUGGUUAGAGCUUGACAACUGUCUCUCUGUGGCUCAGUUGGUUAGAGCUCGACAACUGUCUCUUUGUAGCUCAGUUGGUUAGAGCUCGACAACUGUCUCUCUAUAGCUCAGUUGGUUAUAGCUCGACAACUGUCUCUCUAUAGCUCAGUUGGUUAGAGCUUGACAACUGUCUCUCUGUAGCUCAGUUGGUUAGAGCUCGACAACUGGCCUCUGUAGCUCAGUUAGUUAGAGCUCGACAACUGUCUCUCUGUAGCUCAGUUAGUUAGAGCUUGACAACUGUUUCUCUGUAGCUCAGUUGGUUACUGCACCGGAAUCGCAGAGCCGCAGGUUCGAUACCCCAAAUCCUGUCUUACCUGAAGCCCUUUUUGUGUAAAUGGUGAAAAACUAAACGAUAUUUAUUGUUCCAGGUGCACUGGCGGUGGAGCCUGCCGAGGGCGUUUCAUCAGAAACUCAAUUCAGUAUUGUCGCGUCAGAAUUCAUCAGUGAUUCACCCAUCAGCAUCGAUUACUACACAAAGGACAAGAGAGAUAGACUCACCUUACUCGGUAAGCGAUCAUUUUGAUGUAUUGAAAUAAAUCACUGGGUUUAAACGAACUUCAAACGCCGUUUGAAAGAACUCAAAUGUUGUCGAGAAGAUCUCAUUGUUCAAGACGAUUGGUGAUGCGCCGACAUGGAAGUUCAAUAUUUUGGACCAAUAUUUUGCCCAUAUUCUAUGUCAUUUCACUUUAAUACUUUUGAAUUUAAUUCAUUUGUUUCUAAAUACUGAAAAUUUCAAAUGAAAUGCUGCAAAUACAUGCAACAAACUAGUAUAUUACUGCGUUGUAGUGACUGUUUGUUUGUAAUAAAAAUAACUAUUGAACUGCUACUAUAACCAAUCGUUAAUAUUUAAUAACAGUUUGUAAUAUCGGUAAUAUCAACAACAAAAUUACCGAUACCGAUAUUUCUAUUUUAGUAUACCGAUAAGUCGAUACCGAUACACCAGCAUGGAUAUCGGUGCAUCACUAAAGAAGAUUAUUAUUGCUGCUUGAAUAACCUUCCGUUUCCAAUUAUACCAUAAUCCAUCUCUAGAAAAAUAAUGUAAUUUUACUGAAUCGUGCACCGUGGCUUAUUUCAAUACAUCGAAACCAUGCAUCCUACCUCAUAUCCCGUCCUGGCAAACAACCCCUUCGUUAUAUAUGAAGAGAAUGGUUGAUUCCAGCUGCAGACUAAAUUUUGAUCUCGGCAAGAAGAACAAAAUCUAUCACCACAACUAGAAAGAGCAUGUUAAAAUUAGUAAAAAUGCAAAGUUUGGUUGCGAAAUGUUGUAAAAUGAGGAAAAUAUAGCCCUAAUCCCGCGCGUAAUAUAAAUUAAUACAAAAUUUGCACAUUUUGCACGGCGAUAUUUUCCUCAUUUUACAACAUUUCGCAACCAAACUUUGCAAUUUUACUAAUUUUAACAUGCUCUUUCUAGCUGUGGUGAUCGAUUUUGUUCUUCUUGCCUAGAUCAAAAUUUGUCAGAGCGCCUAGUGAAACCUUACUUUUCUAUCCUUUAUGAAAUAGAGUCGAACUCAGAUGCGUCACUGGAGUUGCAGCUACCGGCAGGAGAAGGCGAUGAUGGUGACAUUGAUGUUGUUGCAGUGGCUAAGAAUAAAUUUGGGGAAACCAAAGCUGCGGCUAAAGUCAGGUCCAGGCCUAAACAGUUCCAGGCGGAAGACUUUGAUGAUAUAGACAGCAAGAUGAAAGAUCUGGAAGAUCAAGGGGAUGAAGCAGGGCGUGUCGCGUUGGCGCAUAGUGUCCUCUCCAGUGCCAAGGUGAUUUCAUUUAUACACAAACACUAUUUAUCGGACUCGUAUUUGCUCAUUUUUCUCCAUACUGGAUGAAAAAUGACUCAAGUGAUAUAAUGACUCUGAUUGAUUUACAUAUUCUAUUGAAAUAUGACUGUUGACAUUGCUUUUUAGUCUCCAUUAUUUGAGUGAGUUAUACUUUGGAAAUGAUAAUAAAUUUUUCUUACCCAACAUAUUUUUCUUACACCAGCCAUAUUUAAUGACCCCUCCCUCAGUGAAAUUGAACUGUUAAACCUAUUUACCACUGUACUGAUUUGUUUUCCUGUCUGCGUUCUGGUCCCCUAUUUAUUUGUCCUAUUAAUCAACUUUUGUUUUUCAGAACCAAGAAGGCUUAGAAGGUAAGUUUAUUUUUCGAAAAUUAUCCUUACUGAACCAACAGGGCUGAUAGAACUGAUAGAGCUAUCCAGGUUUCUUUUGUAGUAACACUGGAUCAAUAAGAGAUUAUCCUUACUGGACCUCUAGCAAGAACAGUUUAGAACUGAUAGAGCUAUCCAGUAUAAAUAAAGUUAGUUUAGUUUAGGUUUCCUCCUGUAGUAACACUGGAUCAAUAAGAGAUGAUCCUUACUGGACCUCUAGGAAGAACAGUUUAGAACUGAUAGAAUUAUCCAGUAUAAAUAAAGUUAGUUUAGUUUAUAGGUUUCCUCCUGUAAUAACAUUGGAUCAAUAAGAGAUAUCCUUACUGGAUUUCUAGGAAGAACAGUUUAGAACUGAUAGAGCUAUCCAGUAUAAAUAAAGUUAGUUUAGUUUAUAGGUUUCCUCCUGUAAUAACAUUGGAUCAAUAAGAGAUAUCCUUACUGGAUUUCUAGGAAGAACAGUUUAGAACUGAUAGAGCUAUCCAGUAUAAAUAAAAUUAAUUAGCUUAGUUUAUGAUAGAGCUAUCCAGUAUAAAUAAAGUUAGUUUAGUUUAUAGGUUUCCUCCUGUAAUAACAUUGGAUCAAUAAGAGAUAUCCUUACUGGAUUUCUAGGAAGAACAGUUUAGAACUGAUAGAGCUAUCCAGUAUAAAUAAAAUUAAUUAGAAGAAUAACCAGAGCUACCUUAGUUUAAAUUCAACGAAAUACUCAGAUUUGCUAAAACAGGAAAUUCUAUUUCUAUAGAGGAAGUGAGCCAACUUGAAGAAGAGACAAGCAUAGUGAUAACCAGUCUCCUAGCAUCGAAACGCGAGGAGGGCUCUGGUGAUGUGGGAGAUCUCUUUGCCUUGGCAAGAAAGUUUAAACCUCAGACCGAGGAAACAAAGACAGCGUUAGUCGAUGAAGUGACGUUGGCGGUCGAAGACACUGUGCCCGACUCAGUACGACGCCGAAGUGACGUUCAGGGGGGUGGUGGAGAGUCGCGUAAGAGGCGAAGACGUGCUAUUGAAGAAGACACAGAUGAUGAUGAUGAGAGUGGAAUGUCUGUUAGCGAGGUAGGUUCAAUUGGAGGGGAGGUGAGGUUGGGGGCGUGUGACCUCUUAAUGUUUUCAUUCAUGACAUAAAAACAUACCAAAUCUGUGACUUUCAGAUUGCCAUAAAACCUGUCUAAAAUGCAUGAAAGCUAACCAGUAUAAAUAAAGUUAGUUUGUAUUUCCUCCUGUAGUAACACUGUAUGAGAUGAUCCUUACUGGACCUCAAGGGAGAACAGUUUAGAACAGAUAGCGAGCUAUCUGGUAUAAAUAAAGUUAGUUUAGUUUAGGUUCCCUCUUGUAGUAACACUGGAUCAAUAAGAGAUGAUCCUUACUGGACCUCUAGAUAGAACAGUUUAGAACUGUAGAAUUAUCCAGUAUAAAUAAAGUUAGUUUAGGUUCCCUCCUGUAGUAACACUGGGUCAAUAAGAGAUGAUCUUACUGGACUUCUAGGAAGAACAGUUUAGAACUAAUAGAGCUAUCCAGUAUAAAGAAAGUUAGUUUAGUUUAGGUUUCCUCCUGCAGUAACAUUGGAUCAAUAAGGACCUCUAAUGUGAAGAAUUCAUAGAAAACAGCUUACGAACACAGUGGUUCAAAUUUGACAAUAAAUAAAGUUAGUUUAGUUUAGGUUCCCUCCUGUAGUAACACUGGAUCAAUAAGAGAUGACCCUAAAAUAGAAAAAUUUUGUUUUGAUCCUAACCUGAAACAGUUGCAUAUUUCUGCCACCCAUCCGGUCCGCGAUGUUGAUAGAAAUCCGCGAUAUGGAUAGAAUUUAUUUUCAGAUCGAAGACAUCUUGGCAACAUUUGAAAACCUAAUUGAUACAACAGUCGUAAACAACAACACUGCAAACUUCUUGCAAACAGUAGACAGUGUUUUGAUCAACAUGUGCAAAGGUCUUCCACUAGGCGAAACCUCUGUAGCCUUGUCUAACCUGGGUAUCCUCAAAGCAGACAUGAACUACUUGGAUAAUGUUGAUACGACCUUUCUGAAUGUCUCGUGUAGCAACUGUUCAAUGUUAAACCACAGUGCGUUGGCCAAAUUUGGAAGUGAGGUAAUAAUGUAUUGCAGAAUUUAUAAUUCUAUGCUGUAUCGUUAAAUAUCACUUGAAACUCCCAUAAACAAAACCAUUCAAUAAUUAUACUGGGUGUCCGAAAAAAACUAGACAUUGUUUGAUUUCAUGUAACGUAAAAGCCAGUGGCGUAACGUUAUAUCAAGGGGCCCCCGGUUCAAAAUUUUCGAACGCCCCCCUAGUGUAAGUGCCAAAGGCACGAGUCGAGCGCCGUAUAUGCACGAGUUUUCUAGGGGAUUCAGGGCAUGCUCAUCCGGAAAAUUUUUUAAUCUAGACUCUCUGAAAUGCCAUUUCCUGGACUUUGGGGAGAGAUUUUACAGAAUUCUGAUGGUCAUAAAAGACAUUGUAACAUAUCAGAGGCCCUGGCCAAUGUUUUUGCCCUAUCGCUUAAGCCUGAGGGCCCCCAUUUGGGUUGGGGGCCCCCGGGUUUACCCGGUCUGAGCCCAUAGUAGUUACGCCACUGGUAAAAGCUAUAAAAGCUAUCGCAAUGAAAUAAAGGAUUCAGAAAGGACUAACUAUAUAUACAUGGACUUUAUUUAUUUACUAGCUAUUUACAAGAUUCGCCAACUAUAACAUGCAGACAUAAAUUAGACUAGACAAGUUUACAUACAACACAGGCAGGGGCUGACCACAGAGGCAAUCUCCAAUAAUGGGGGCCAUACAUAAUUCUACAUGAAAUAAAUGUACAUGAUGAUAAACACUUUCCCUAGGCUAUGUGAUUGUCAACAACAAUAACAAUAUGACCUCACUGAUAGGCUAUAAAGGGACCGAGUUGUAUGUGGCACUUAACGCUCACUGAUUUGAAUAUUCUUGGAUUUUCCGGGUCUUAAUUUCCUUAUUUCCAACUGUUCCUGGUUAGAUGUUGAAAUGUAUAAAUUCACACUCAAAAUGGGAUUGACUGCAAACCAUUAUUAUGAACAACUUUUUUUAUCUCUAGAUAAAACAAAUGUACAACGAAUGGAAUUGUUCGGGCGACGAUGAAUUAUGCAAUGGUUUAUGUAUAGCCAUGGCGCAGUACCCCCAUGAUUAUAUCACAGCAGUGACGUCUCCUAUCCGUCUCAGUGAUGUCGUGUAUGUUGAGUUGAAGAAUCCCGAGAAUCAAGACCAUGUCCCAAUCUCCAGUCUGACGCAGCCCGCAUUCUUCCAUAUCCCAUUGCAUGCUGGGUAUUCUCAAACGUCAGGACAUAAGGUAAGCCUGAGUAUUAUUUAUUAUUAUUAUUUAUUAUUUAUUAUUUAUUAUUAUUAUUAAAACUUUAUUUAAACACAGAAUUCGUCCACAAUAUUCUUCCAUGGAGCUGUGUGGAACAGAAAUACUUACCAAGUGUUUAAUUCUUGAAAUGGUUGUUAUUUUUGAGUUCAUCCAGAAUUUUUUACAUUUAAUUAAUAGUUUUAUUUUGUCUGACGUUUCGGUUCCCAAAACGGAAACCAUUUUCGGAGACAGUCAGUUAGCUUACAAAAUUCAUCUUGCGAAAUGCGCGCCAACUGUUUCAAUACUUGUUACUAUACAAUUACUUUAUGGUUUCCGUGUUUGGAUGGCCUGAUCCAAACACGCGGGAAUGUUUCGCGCGCUUUUCUUAACUCGAGCAACAUUCCCAAGAGUUUGGAUCAGGCCAUCCAUACACGGAAACUAUAAACCAAUUGUUUUAUAAAAUAACAACUUUCCGUGUUAAAUAUCCGUGUUUGGAUGGCCUGAUCCAAACACGGGUUUCGACCAAUCAGAGCACGCGUUCUAUACAUGUAAUUUUAUAAAAGUUGUUCCAACAACUUGUAGCAUUGUUACAACCUGUUAACAAGCUUGCUACAAGGCUGUUGCGAACACAUCUUGUUGACAAGUGGGAUUUGUACAUCUGUGACGUUAGAUUGUGUUCAUUGAACUAAGCUGUUAUGAUUAUGAAAAUUGAGCUUCAUGAUUCUCUAAUUUCAGUGUAUGCUCUGGAGCGAAUCAGAAGAGCAGUGGUCGGCAUCAGGUUGCCAGAAAACUCAAGCCUUCACCAGAGACAGCGUGGUGUAUGUUGAAUGUAACUGUACAAAACUUGGCUACAUCACAGUACACGAGAGUGACGAUGAUGUACAAUUUAAUACUCAGACAUCAACGGAGGGUACUACCCAGGCCCAGUCAGCGCCGACCACCACGGCCACUACGGGCGGAAUGAGCACGACUAAAGGCAAAGGUAUAUAUGAGAAAGACUGUAUUAUAAUGGUCCCGAAAAGUAUGUCGAAAACAUACUGUGAGAUGUUUUAAAAUCGUUAAGAGGAGAAUAUUUUAUUUGUUAAGUAACAGACGCUCAAAACUAAAUAAUGAAUAUGCUUUUUCAUGACUAUAUUCAAAUUUUUCAAUUUUUGAUACGCUUCUCAAGCGGCAAUCAAACUUAAAAAGUAUGUUUAGUGCUUUGUCUGUGAAAUAAUGCUAAAAUGAAGAGAUUUUAUAUGGUACGCCAAAGAGAAAAUGAUGUCUGAAGUUCAGUAAAGUUUUGCUUAUAUUGCAUGCUGUAUAAAUAUGGCGUCAAUUUUUCAACAUCAAUGAUAAUUCAUAAUUGUAUUGAAAUUGACAAUAUUUAACUAUUAUUUUGUGUUUCUCAACCGCAAGAUCCAUUUAAAAAGGUUGCUGACUGUGUAACCUACAAUAUAAAGCGAAAACACAAAAUAAGUUUUGAGUGGAAUGCCAAAACGAUUUUCAAGGUUUUGAAACUACUUUUAAUAUACAUGAAAAAUUUCUCAAUUCCGAUUGGCUAUAAGAGCGGUGCAAUUUUUUCGAAAACCAGUGCCAAAAAAUGAAACAAAAUGCAGAUUUCAUUGACUGUAAGAUACAGCCCUUUCUAGCAGAAAAUAAUACAAAAAAAACAAACAUUUACAAAUGACAAAAAUGGCUGGCGUUUUUAGUAGAUUUUCUAUUAAAAUGAUUUAUAUUAAAAUUAUUUAUAUUAUUAUUAAAAUGAUUUAUAUUAUAUUAUGAUUUAUUAUUAUUAUGAUUUAUAUUUAUUAUUAUUAUUUUUAUGUUAUUAAAAUGAUUUAUAUUAUUAUGAUUUAUAUUAUUAUUUCUAUUAUUAUUUCUAUUAAAAUGAUUUAUAUUAUUGUUUUUAAUCUAUUUCGAUUGGAUUCGUCAAAUACGAGUCGUACACGGCGGAUCGCGGUGUGUAAACGUACCUUAAGUAUACUAAGUAUAAUUACAUAGGUGAUUAUUGAAAAUUUUCCACGCUGAUUGGUUGCCGUUGAGGUGAUUAUAACGCGAUAAUCACCUAAGCAAUUUUCGAAAUAUUAUGGCGGCCGUCGGCCGAAGCCGUUUUGACUAUUAAAUGACGAAGAAAUGUGUAUUUUUUCCCCCACAGAUAAUCAUCUAUGAAAUGAUACUAAAACUAUUAUUCGCCUCAGGCUCGAUGGUUAUUGUUAAAUGAAAACUUCGACAUUGUCUCUGUCCCUACUCACCAAUAAUCACCUAGCCUUCGGCGAAAAAUUGUUAAUUAUUUCUGUUUUCUAUAUUUAUAUUGAUAUUUUGUAAAGGGCCCACUGUAACUGGUGUUAAGCUGUUGUGGUGUCCCAGCUUCUUUAAUGCAAUUAUUGUAUGAUGUUCGGAAGCGAAGCACAAUAAAUGAAUAAAUAAAUAAAUAAACUAUUUCGCAUGUGACCUACGCACGCAUAUGAGUGCUUUUAGAAAAACAUGCACUCGUGAAUUUUUCAAAGACUUCAAAUGCACUCGAGUACUUCGGACUCGUGCAAUUUUGGUCGUCUUUGAAAAACUCACUCGUGCAUAUUAUUUUCCACAAAUUGCACCCGAAGCCAUACUAUUAUCUAUACAAAUACAAGUAAAAUUCCGACGUAAAAGUAAAAUAGCGAAGGCCUUCCCUGGAAACAUCGAAUUUUCACUUGUAUUUUUCAGGCACUUGAAUCCCUCGUAUUACCUAGCUUUCUGAUGUUAUUGCAUUACACUACUAUACCCUGACACAGAGGCACAGCGUUCGAAUUGUCUGAUUAUAAUUUUAUUUGUACACCCAGUUUGAUUUUGUCAAACAACACCGGCUUUUUACUCAUAAAUGAAACUGCAAACAAGACAACAACACAAUAAUUGAUAUAAAUGUUUGCAUUGUGUAGAAAACCAUGUUGCUACGGCUGAGUUGUCGUUUGACUUGGACUACAACACAGUGAUAACUGAUUCAGAAACCAAGAUACAGUUUAUUAACGUGGUUGAACAGAAACUGGCUGAUACGAUGGAAGUUGAUCCAUCAAUGAUCCUGAAUGUUACCAUUUCUCCGGGCAGUAUUGUUGUCAACUUUAUCUUGCUUGCUCCUGAACAAAGUAAGUCUGUUGUCAACUUAACUUAAUUAAUUAACUAACUUUAUACUAAAUAGCACUGUCAGUUCUAAACUAUUCUACAGGUCUAGUGAGAGUCAUGCAACUUUAUAUAUACUGGAUAGCUCUAUCAGUUCUAAACUGCUCUUUCUAGGUCCAGUAAGGAUCAUCCCUUAUUGAUCCAGUGUUACUACAGGAGGAAACCUAAACUAAACCUUAACUUAAUUAAUUAACUAACUUUAUACUAAAUAGCACUGUCAGUUCUAAACUAUUCUACAGGUCUAGUGAGAGUCAUGUCAACUUUAUAUAUACUGGAUAGCUCUAUCAGUUCUAAACUGCUCUUUCUAGGUCCAGUAAGGAUCAUCCCUUAUUGAUCCAGUGUUACUACAGGAGGAAACCUAAACUAAACUAACUUUAUUUAUACUGGAUAGCUCUAUCAGUUCUAAACUGUUCUUCCUAGAGGUCCAGUAAGGAUCAUUUCUUAUUGAUCCAGUGGUACCACAGGAGGAAAUCUAAACUAAAUUUUAUUACACUGGAUAGCUCUAAAAAAAGAAGAAAAUAGUUGAAAACGUUUCUUCCUGGAGGAUUUCAUUCCUGCAAUACGCUGAUUAUUAUUCAAAUUGAAUUUUCUAGAUCCCAGUACCUCUCUUAAUUACUCCCUGACUCAACUAAUGUUGGCUGUCAACAAACAACAGUUUACAGUCAUGCUCAACGGUCAAGAAUAUACAGGUAGGGAAUGUCUAUUGUUUUCUGAGAAAUCUCUCAGUUCUCUUUAUUAUACUCCAGAUAAAUGACUUUUGCAUACAAUGAAUUAACAUAAUUUUUCACUCUGAUAAUUGCCAUAUUUUGAUCACGGCUUGCUACACGAUAAUAAAACCAACUUGUAACAAACCUGCAGCAGAUUUGUAGUAAUUCUAUUCCAACAACUUGUCAACAGGAUGUGUUCGCACUGCUUGUUCCCAGCUUGUUGACAAGUUGUCAACGGCUUGUUGGCAACUUGCUAUAAGGUUGUUGAGCUCAACAGACUUGUUACAAGUUGUUCCGACAACUUGUUAUCGUCCUGCAAUUCAACAAUUUGUCAACAAGUUGUGAGUGACGACCUUGUAGCAACUUGAUAAAACAACAGCAUUGUUACAGUUCCCAGCUUGUUGACAAGUUGUCAACGGCUUGUUGGCAACUUGCUAUAAGGUUGUUGAGCUCAACAGACUUGUUACAAGUUGUUCAGUUCCGACAACUUGUUAUCGUCCUGCAAUUCAACAAUUUGUCAACAAGUUGUGAGUGACGACCUUGUAGCAACUUGAUAAAACAACAGCAUUGUUACAACUUGUUGACAAGCUUGCUACAAGGUUGUUGAGCUCAAAAGACUUGCUGUUGCGAACACAUCUUGUUGAUAAGUUGUGAGAUUUUAACGUGGUGAGUUGUGUGCUUGAUUCACACAGUACAACUCAAGUUGUAAGCAGGUUGCAUGCGACAGUUUUAGGCAAAACGUGUGGAGUGUAAAUCUGCCUUUACAAUUUUUAUACAACAUCGGAUCGUUUUAGGAUGUCUAGCAUUCAUAUUUUAAUAAUUGUCCGUUCAGUUGAUUAAAAUUGUGUAUUUUUUUAACCCCCAGCUCGCAAUGGUUCGAUGACGUACGAAUACAAAACAAUGACUGGCGUAUCCCCGGAUGAAGGCACUGUAACCACAAUAUCUGAGGAGGAUGAAAGCAAAUUACCCAUAAUCCUCGGUGUCGUGUUUGGCGUUCUCUUGAUUGUCAUCAUUAUUGUCGCGGUCUUGUUCCGACGCCAUCUUGCCAAGCAGACGAAGGUGUCCGAUCAAAACAUCCGAGGAAGCACUACGUGUGCUCAGAAUACUGGCUACCAGGGAUCUGUUGGAAACGAUAUGGGGCGCCCAGUGACUCCUGGGAAUGCUGCUCCAGUGGAAACCCAACAUUCUACAGGUAAGAUCACUCAUCUUCAAUGGAAAUUUUUUUUCAAAGUCCUUUCUAUGGAAAUACUCGAAAUAGUAGGGAAAUCCUAUUUUUAUACUAUUUCCAAUUUCCAUACCAUAGUAUGGAAAUAAUGUGGAUAUACUAUGGAUUAAAGGUGGAGUUACACGAGCAACAAAAUUGCUGCAACUUGCAACAAAAUCUGAUUUCAACGCAUGUUAAGUAGAAAUGUCGACACAUGUUGCCUUGUGAUUUGUAAUUUAUGUGUAAACAUUUUCAAUUAACAUGCGUUGAAAUCAGAUUUUGUUGCAAGUUGCAGCAAUUUUGUUGCUCACGAACUCCAACUUAAGUGAUGUAAUCGCAAAUCCAUAGUGUAGAUUUCAUUUUUUCCCCUAUUUUGUGAGCUAAAUGAAGGCCGUCCAAUACAUGCAAUCAAAUCUAGCUUUUGCACAAAAGGGAAUACGAUUUUAAAGUAACUUUAUUUGUACUGCAACCAACCAUUUCUAAACUGUCCUCCCUAGAGGUCCAGUAAGUGUAAUCUUUUAUUGGUGAGGGUACUUACAGCACCGUUAGACUAGACCGUAAUAAUUUUUAAAAAAUUCGGAAUGAUAUGGGGAUGCAACUACCAGAAAAAUACAAGAAGAACUUUAAAUACAAGUCCCUUAGCGGGAGUCGGGAAAAUUACAUGAGUGAAUAUAAAAGCGAUCACAAGGCAAAAAAUACACCAAUUAAAUGGAUUUAGUUAAAAUAGUGUGAACAAAAAAUAAUGUAAAUCACAUUAAUGAAAAGUAUGGAAUAAGAUAAGAGUUUAAAGUACUGUCAAUGUCUGCUUAUGACAAGCAAAGACAGAUUGGGUUAAACAUAGGAAAAACGUUCAUUAAUGCCAUAGAGGUGCAUGGACAGUGCCAAGUUUGGAAGUGAGGCGCAUUUCAUGUCUUUUGCGGCUGCCAUUGGGACAGAGGGCUCGAAUUUCCUUAUCUGAAGCACUGUGAUUGCUAGUAUUAAAAUGUCUACCAACAGGCUAGUUAGCAUCGGCCCGCAGUCAUUAAGAAUUAUGUUGGCAGACAUUUUAACACUGACAAUCACAGUGUUUCAGAUAUGGAAAUUCGAGUCCUCUAUCUCAUUUCUAGAAGCAAUGAUAGCCGUAAAGGGCAUGAAAUGCGCCUCAUUUCCAAACUUUACAGCAACAAUUUCUGUAAGACCGUCAAUAAUUUCACUUUCUCCAAAAAUAACAUGGAUAUUUUUCAAUUCAGGAGGUCCACGAGCCGGGAGCGGAGGUGUCCGACAGACCGCCGAGCUACCUCACAUUGAGUGACUCACUGAUCUAGCAUCUGGACUAUCCUUAUUUCAUUUAUUUACACUUGUCACGCACAUGUAUAUUUAAUUAAUUUAUUUAAUCAAAGCUUUUAGCCAGAUGGCCUAUCAUUAGCAACACUUUUUAAACGGAUACACAGUCCAAAAGCAACAAUGCUUUUACAUUUUUUCUUCUUUUAUAUUUGGUCAACUAUUGGCAGUUUUUGUCAACCCCCCCCCCCCCAAGUAUAUCUUUGCCUUAAAUGAGCUAUGGUGUGUUUUUAUCAUGAACCCGUGAUAUGACAAAUAUACUGUAUAAUUACUGUGUAAUUAAGCCUGUCAGAUCAAACAGUUUAAAACCGUGUGGUCAAAUAUUCUAAACAUGACAGCUUGGGCAAGUAGGUUAAAUUUUCCCCCACAUCUCUCUAAAUGAUCAACAGGCCGCUAUUUAUAUCCUGGCUAAAAGCUCACUUGAUUGCAUUUUAUAUAAUAUUCGCAUUUGUAUAUAACCAUAUAUAACCAUAGUUAAUAGAAGAGAUGGUUUGGAAACUCAUUAGAAUAACAAUAUAACUCAUUAUCUAUGUUAGUCAACGUUUAUUCCCAAAUCUGGUCGUUCACCGUCACGUGCGUAUUGUAUUUAUGCCCAACUAACCAAUAGCAAUGUUUUAGGAAAGUUACCUGUAUCCGCGUGACUCGAACAAUAGGGUAAAUUGGAAAUUGCUAGUUGGUGGAUUUGGCAAAAAUACAAUGCACACGUGACGUUGAACGACUAGAUUUGUAAAUAAACUUUGACUAACAUAGAUAAUGAGUUACAUUGUUAUUCUAAGGAGUUUCCAAACCAUCUAUUCUAUUAAUAACUAUGAUAUAACCAAUCAUUGAAUUUAUACAAUGUUUUUCAGCACAUUAUAAUCUAGCUGACGAGAGGUAUGAUGUUUUUUUAGAAAUGAAAAUUAUAUUGGAAAGUUAAUACCCGUACAAAUCAAUUUUGAGAAAAAAAUUUAAAAACUAAACAAAAAUAAAGUAUAUAACCACGCCUUAUUUAAAGUAGGAAUAUCAAAAUAAAUAAAUAAUGCCAAACUUCAAAUUGGGUGAAACAAUCUUGAAAUACUCAAACAUUUCCACAAUGUUACCUAUAUGUAUUUUUACUUGUUUCCUGAAAUUUCUACUGGACAUACGGUUUAAAUAUCAAUUAGUAUUGUAUUAAAUUUAAACGUAAAAAUAACCCAUUUUCCAGUUUGGUCAUUUAUUUGUAAUGUAAACACUAUAAACUAUAUACCAUAAAGCACUGUAAACUACCAUAAAGAUUGUAGAUUUUAGUAUUAAAUCCAUUUUAUCACAUUUGCUGGAGAUUGAGUUGAACAAUCGCUGCAACAGUUGGAAGAACCUUAAAAUGUUGCCUGUAGCCGAAAGUAAUUGUGUUGUGAGAAAAAUGGUUUUUGACAAUGUUUAGAAAGGGUUGGGCUUGUUAUGGAAUUUUUGAAAAAUUUUAUCAGUCGAAACUAUUAAACUGUUUUGAUGAGAGAAAUGCUUUUCGACAAUUUUCAGAAAGUUUGGAGUGGUUUGGGCCACUUUUUGAAUUUUUAAAAAACGUCCUGUGGUCCCUUUUGAUCGCCCUAGGGAUGCCCGUGGUCCCCUGAGUUGCAUUUUACCAAAAUGUUUUAAAACAUGUUUUUAAUAGUCGAAACUAACUGUUUUGAUGAGAGAAAUGGUUUUCAACAAUUUUCUGAAAGUUUCAAGAUUUUUUACUUUUCUGGGUUUUGACAGGUAUGGAUAGGUGUGCUGUGUAUUUGCUGCGUCCACUUAGGGAGGCAGCACACUAAUCUUGACGUCGCCACAUUUUCGUGCCCAUUCCAUUGGCCGAGUUAUUGAGCUAAGGUAUGGUUUCUCCAGAGUCCACUGGACCCAGUCUUUCGCGCGAUCUAUGUAUUGUCGAAAUCUCGACCUUGAAGGCCGCCCGAGCUUGGGCCUGGGGACGAGGAUUAAUUGUCUUUAAAAUACAUACAGGGAACAGGGUGUAUAAAAAAAACGCAACCUCGGAAUUUCCCGGUAGGCCCCUGGGGAUUGAAAUGGAAUUGCUAAUAGAUCAUAUUACUGUUGCUGUACUGUACUUGUAAAAUAAAAACUAUUAAGUGUCAUUAAAUAAAUGCAUAAAUUUUGUUUUAUGCACUCGCGUGUGCAGUAAUUUUGACAGUUGUGCUAUUUUAAAUUCCCAGGCAUCUAAAAUCUUUUGUCCUUAAAAUAAUGUCGAUUUCUUGGGAAAUUCCGAGGUUGCGUUUUUUUUUAUACACCCCGUAGAACGUCUUCAAUAAAUACUUGUAUCAGAUGUAGUUCAUCACUUGUAGGCAAAUCGUCACCAUUUAUUACUAUACAAAUAAUGAAUGUUUAUGAGUGCAAUGGUAAGAAUAUUUUCAUGAGGUGAAAGAUGGAAUCGGUUCCAUUCAACGAGGGGACAACCGAGUUGAAUGGAACAUUCCAUCUUUCAACGAAAUUUCUUUCGUCGGAAAAGAAUACAAUAGAUUGCCGACGAAUUACGACCAGUGUGAACCAGGCAUUAACUUGUAAACAUGAAUGUCCAAAGAAUUUCAAAUUAACAGCCAUUCCUUAUUGUAAUGUUCCCCGAGGGAUUACAACCAAUCUGUAUUUUGUCUUCGGCCAAUCAGCAAGCCCGUUUGCUUAGCUCAGCCAAUCACGACGGGGAGUGUUUGUGUAACUGGGCGUGUUUUCGCGUGCGAGGCAAUUUUAAAAUUUCGCUUCGGGGCACCAAGCUAUACAUUUGCACAAGUACUCAAAGAGAGAAGUUUGUCUCAAAAGAUCGCUGUUAAAUCAAGCUAAAUUUAAGGUAAGAAUCUUACUCUUUUACUGUGAAUUUGCUUUAUUCUUUGUCGGUCGAAGGGCGACUUGUAUAUGUUUUUGAAACGCGACUAAAUUCAUGAACGGUUUGCAAGUUCAGAUUUUGCAAGUCAAGUAAUUUACGCAUGGCUGGUCGCCACGUGUAUUGUACUAUACGCGCUUUCAAACUUUUGGCUAUUUCUUAACGUUUUCGAUAAAAUGUUGUGGCAUUAAACUUGAGAAUACUUGUAUUUUGUCUUCCUAUAUAACUUAUAUUUUUCUUCCAAUUUCAGGCCAGAAAGUUCUGCGAGAAAUUCACUCAAGUCGUAGACUGGCCGCGAAGCCAUGCGGGGAUAUAAAACCAGGUAUAUUUUUGUAAUAGUAUUUGAAUAUUUGUCCUAAAAUAGAAUUAACGCUUACUUUUAAGAAUUGUUAACUGAAUAUUCUGAUAGAUUUCGGGUCCUUUUAGUUUAAAUUUUGGUCCACUUUUGCUCAAGAUAAUACCCAAAAUGAAAGCGGUAUGCUUUACUGAAACGAUUUGGUUGUAUACUUGUACAGUUUGUCCACAAUUUUGUACGAUAUUUUUGAGACUUCUUAGUAGAAAAUUCUCAAAUUAAUUUACUAUCUCUUAAAGCUUAUGUUGCAAUUAGACUAAGAGUUUUGUUCUAAAAUAGCUAGCCGUUCGCUUAUUAACAAUUCUGAAGCGAAUUUUGUUUAAUUCUACUAAAUAUCAAUGCUGAAUUUUACCCGUAAAAUGCUUCCAUACAAGUAUACGCGUUCAAUUAUUGAUGUGUUUUUCAUUUUUCUUUCAGGUGCAAAAUUUAAUGAAGUAAAAUGA
Paramuricea clavata is the source of this 18021-nucleotide messenger RNA. Lineage: Eukaryota; Metazoa; Cnidaria; Anthozoa; Malacalcyonacea; Plexauridae. The record is from the annotation of a GenBank genome assembly.